Phalaenopsis equestris is the source of this 2585-nucleotide messenger RNA. RefSeq names its product soluble starch synthase 2-2, chloroplastic/amyloplastic-like. Bases 189 to 2477 code for a protein of 762 amino acids. Lineage: Eukaryota; Viridiplantae; Streptophyta; Magnoliopsida; Asparagales; Orchidaceae. The record is from RefSeq and is a predicted model, not a curated record. Gene Ontology annotation, molecular function: alpha-1,4-glucan glucosyltransferase (UDP-glucose donor) activity. The transcript is spliced from 8 exons.
UUUCAGCAGAAUGAGGCAGCCUUUUGCUGCUUAGUGGUUGCCCUCGCAAUUUGUUUACCCUUUGCUUAUACCUAACUUUUGGAUAUCUGAAAGCCUUUUCGUAGCGAUUCUUUAUGCGGUUUUGCUGCACAACAAUUCUGGAUUUCUUUUCUGGCAUUUGAUUCACUUCUUCGCGGCGGCGGGAAGGGAUGGCAUCUUCUUUUAAUUACUUUCUACACCUUGAAUCCCUAACCUGUUCUUCUACUACAACCCAACCGGUUGCUAGAGCAAAUAUCUUGUGUAGGGUGCCUGCCGUGGCCUGCUUCCAAAGAGGCCUUUUCAGAUUUUACGAGAUUGAUUGCGGAAUCGUUCCCUUCGAGGUUGCCGAGAAAAAGAGGCCAAUUUUGCUCGGUGCCGGUUUCAAAAAACGAGAAGGAAAGAAUGGUCUGCAAGCCCUUGAGACGGGGAGUGGUGGUACAGGGGCGGAUGAGGAUGAGGGUGAGGAUGGAGAGCUGGAUAUCGCCGAUGACGCGCUUCGGAAAACAAUCAAGAAGAGCAAAGAGGUUCUGGCAAUGCAGAGGGGUCUGCUCCGCCAGAUAUCAGAAAGAAGGAAGCUAGUCUCUUCUAUAAGAAGUGGUGUUGUUAAUAAAGAACUCAAAGCUGAUAGUAACGACACUGCUAAUUCUUUCUUGAGCAGUGAAAGUUCAUCGAAGGCUGAUAAUGAAGAAUAUAGGGGUACCAACCUUUUUGACGGAUACCAUAAAAAAAUUCCUGAUGAAAUGGAAGCUGAGAAUAGUGAAUCGAUUGCAGAAAUUCUUGGAUUGUCAAGAGAAGCAAGUUCGGAUUCAACUGAGAUCAAUACUCUAUCUCCAUGUCCUUCAAAACCAGAACCUUAUAUUUUAGAAGCCAAGGAUUUUGAGGAGCUAAAACAAGAAAAAAUUCUGGGUGAAAAUUCGGAGCAGAAUAUGGCUUCUAAGGAAGAAAACAAAAGCUUCCAUCCUCUAGCUGGAGAAAAUGUCAUGAAUGUCAUAUUAGCAGCUGCAGAGUGUGCACCUUGGUCCAAAACAGGUGGACUUGGAGAUGUGUCUGCUGCUUUACCGAAAGCUUUGUAUAAGAGGGGGCAUCGAGUUAUGGUUGUGGUUCCACGGUAUGAAAGUUACAACGAGGCUCAUGACAUAGGAGUUCGCAAAAGGUACAAUGUUAACGGGCAGGACAUGGAGGUAGCUUAUUUUCAUGCUUAUAUCGAUGGGGUGGAUUUUGUAUUUGUUGAUAGCCCAAUAUUUCACCACCAUAAAGAUGAUAUAUAUGGCGGAGAUCGAGUGGAUAUUCUAAGAAGGAUGGUUUUGUUUUGCAAGGCAGCUGUUGAGGUCCCUUGGCAUGUUCCUUGUGGUGGCGUCUGUUAUGGAGAUGGAAAUCUCGUAUUUAUUGCAAAUGAUUGGCACACCGCGCUAUUGCCGGUUUAUUUGAAGGCAUACUAUCGAGACCGUGGCUUCAUGAUAUAUGCUAGAUGUGUUCUAGUUAUACACAAUAUAGCACACCAGGGACGCGGUCCUCUGGAUGAUUUCAACCAGGUUGAUUUGCCUAGUCGCUACUUGGAUCUCUUUAAAAUCUCUGAUCCCAUAGGAGGCAUUCACUUCAAUAUCUUUGCUGCCGGCUUAAAAACUGCCGACCGUGUGGUUACUGUUAGCAAUGCGUACUCGUGGGAGCUGAAAACCCCAGAAGGUGGGUGGGGAUUACAUGGGAUCAUAAAUGAAAUUGAUUGGAAAUUCCAAGGCAUUGUGAAUGGGAUUGAUGCAAAGGAUUGGAAUCCUGAAUUUGAUGUGCACCUGCAAUCAGAUGGCUACACAAAUUACACGUUAGAGACAGUGGAUACAGGAAAAGCUCAGUGUAAGACCGCCUUGCAACGAGAACUCGGGCUAUCCGUGCGUGACAAUGUUCCUAUUAUUUCAUUUAUUGGAAGGUUGGACCAUCAGAAAGGCGUCGAUAUUAUUAGGGACGCGAUGCCUUGGAUUGUGAGUCAGGAUGUGCAGCUGAUCCUAUUGGGGUCGGGAAGACCUGAGCUUGAAGAAAUGCUGAGGAGAAUGGAGAGGGAGCAUCAUGAUAAAGUGAGGGGAUGGGUCGGGUUCUCAGUGAAGAUGGCGCAUAGGAUCAUUGCUGGUGCUGAUGUGCUGAUGAUGCCAUCAAGGUUUGAGCCUUGUGGUCUGAAUCAACUAUACGCAAUGAUGUAUGGGACUGUUCCUGUUGUUCAUGCUGUUGGUGGUCUUAAGGAUACUGUUCACCAGUUUGAUCCUUACAAGGAGACGGGGCUUGGGUGGGCAUUUCAGAAGUUAGAGGCUAAUAUGUUGAUCAACGCAUUGCAAAAUUGUUUCAAGACGUACAGAAACUAUAAAAGCAGCUGGAAGGGACUUCAGAGGAGGGGAAUGAUGCAAGACCUCAGCUGGGAUAAUGCAGCUCAGCGCUAUGAGGAUGUUCUUCUAGCUGCUAAGUAUCAGUGGUGAUUAUUGUUUGUUUUCUUUCCAUCCUCAUUUUGUUGUAAACUAUUCUAUCAAUUAGCGUUGGUCAGUGAGUUGUAUGAUGAAUAUUUAUUAAAUAAUAUACACGAGUAG